GCAGCUGGCGCUCCCCCGGGCAUGCAGAUCUCGCGGGCUCCCUGGCCGCUUACCUGGGCCGUGCUGCAGCUGGCCUGGUGGCCAGGGUGGCUUCUAGAGUCCCCCAGCAGGCCCUGGAGCCCCCUCACCUUCUCCCCAGCCCGACUCACAGUGUCCGAGGGGGCAGAUGCCAUCUUCACCUGCAGCUUCUCUAACUGGUCGGAGCACCAUGUGCUGAACUGGUACCGGCUGAGCCCCAGCAACCAGACUGAGAAGCUGGCUGCCUUCCUCAAGGGUCGCAGUGAGCCCGGCCCAGACCCCCGCUUCCAGGUUGCACAGCUGCCCAAUGGGCACGACUUCCACAUGAUCAUCACAGCCACAAAGCGUAACGACAGCGGGAUCUACCUCUGUGGAGCCAUAUUCCUGCCCCCCUGGACGAAGAUCAAGGAGAGUCCUGGCGCAGAGCUCACGGUGACAGAGAGAGUCCCAGAGACCCCCACAGUGCACCCCAGCCCUUCGCCCAGGCCCACAGGCCAGUUUCAAGGCUUGGUUGUUGGUGUCACAAGUGUCCUAGUGGGCAUCCCAGUGCUAUUGCUGCUGGCCUGGGUCCUGACUUCCCUCUACUCCAGGAACAUGCCAGAGACCGGAAGACCUAGAAGCAAGGAGCAGCCUCUGAAAGAGGACCCCUCGGCAGUGCCUGUCUUCACCGUGGCCUAUGGGGAGCUAGACUUCCAGUGUCGAGAGAAGACCUCAGAGCCCCCGGCACCCUGCAUACACACAGAGUAUGCCACCAUCGUCUUCCCCACUGGGCUGGGUGCCUCAAACCCAGGCCGCAGGGGCUCAGCUGAUGGCCCUCAGGGUCCCCGGCCUGUGAAGCACGAGGAUGGACACUGUUCUUGGCCCCUCUGA
Messenger RNA from Castor canadensis (American beaver), 888 nucleotides. It is a transcript of the gene Pdcd1, whose product is annotated as programmed cell death 1. The record is from RefSeq and is a predicted model, not a curated record. Lineage: Eukaryota; Metazoa; Chordata; Mammalia; Rodentia; Castoridae. Gene Ontology annotation, biological process: positive regulation of T cell apoptotic process; negative regulation of immune response. Gene Ontology annotation, cellular component: membrane; external side of plasma membrane.